Molecule: messenger RNA, 2840 nt
Organism: Mercenaria mercenaria
Lineage: Eukaryota; Metazoa; Mollusca; Bivalvia; Venerida; Veneridae
Exons: 5
Coding region: 590-2497 (635 amino acids)
Source: RefSeq, a predicted model, not a curated record
GUGGUUUAACCGUGAGAUUUGAGAUAACACGGGUCACAAACGUACUAUCAUUUACUUCUGAUAUGAUUCAAUAAUUGCACGCAUAAAAUAUUACAUUACUCAAUAUUACAAUUAUACCAUAAUUUAUAGACGUAUUGGGGUUUAUCAUUUUCAAUAAAGUGAAUAGCGCUUUAUAUUUGACAAUUGUCUUUUACCGCCAUUUUUGUAGAUCUAUUUCAAAACUUUUCAGAUCAGUUAUUACCAUUUGGUCUUGUGCUAAUUACCGAUAAUGCGAUCAUAUUUCAUAACAUAAUUGCAUGAAGUCAAAUAAGCAAAGAAAAAUUUCUAGACACAGUCCUUUUCUGAAAGAAGUGUAGUUUGGAUGAUUAAUGUGCGACUUGAAUUGAAACUAAAUAUAAUUAUUUUGGAUCUUCUACAAUUUGCCAUAUGUUCCAGCUGAAUUUAUCAAGUAAUAUGAAAUAAACAUGUAUGUUUAGGUUUCUUUUUUAAAAAGCAACUAUGCAUUACAAGUCAUAUGCAGUUAAUGAUGUAAGAAAAUAAACGCUUUAAGCAACUUGAAGAACAAUUGUAAAUUUUCACGACAAGAACUAUGGGAGGUCUUGUUUGCCUGGAAAGGAAACCGACUUCUAUAAACAAAUCGAAAACGUAUGGAUCUCGUAGUAAAUCUAAAUCGGAUCGUUCAACGUUAAAGACACCAACAUAUGAUGAAGUUCCUGGGAUAUGUAAUACAGACAAAUCUGUAACCAAUAACGAUGUAACUCUGUAUGAAACAAUAAGGUGUGUAACACGUAAGAAAAGUCAUAAUAACAAAAUAAUUAGUUCCAUUUCUGAUGAUAAGUCAUACGCAAAAGUGUUAAGUGUGAAGAGCAAUUUGUCAACGAGUGACAGUAAGACUUAUGAAACUGUCAGAAGUGUUCAUUUGACAGACAGUGAAACUGUUUCAAGUGGUACGAAAGGGGGUACUCAAUAUACCUCCAUGGAUCAAGGUAUCCUGCUUACAGCUGAUGUAUGCAACACUGAGCCAUGUACAGAACAAGAUUGUGAUCGCUUACAUGAUAUGUGUGCAUUGUGUGCUAGUAACAGCCUCGCAGAACAAGCAACACAUAUCUGUCUAACUUGCAGCAAAUUUGGGAGAUAUUUCUGUUAUAAAUGUCUUCAUUUACAUAAUAAAUUUAAUUACGACCAUGAUGUAAGAUCCCUGUCAGCUCCGAUGUAUGACAACAGAUUUUCGGAAAGCCAAGCUAUCACAAAACAAAUAAAUAAACGCCCAAACAGCUCUGUCUUAAGUAAUACAUCAAUAGCAGAAAUCCGAUCGCAGAAUGCACUUCAUUUACAAUCAGAGAUAGCACAACAAUGUCAAUACGAAAUGGCGAAUUUUUCAACUGAAGAAACAAAUAGAAACUACAAAACAGCCAACUGGAUCAAUGAGGCGACCAGCUGGAAUCCUGCUAGACCCUCUGUGCAAGAUAAAGAACGAAAGUUUACCUAUGGACCACACUGGAACCCAAAAGUGCAUAGUUGCUGUAACGAGGUUCAGAAUAAACCAUACCAACUAAUGAAUGGAGGCGACACUGUAAUGAGCCGAUUACAAGAGCAAGCAAAAGACACUAACUCAAAUUAUGUUUUGCAAUGUGAAUUACCGACUCAGCAUUACGGGGUUGUCGGAAAAAUAAAUGAACAACUUACUCUUACUCGGAAGUACGCAGAACAUUGUUUAAAAUAUGAAGAGCGUAUCAAGAACGAAGAAAAUGAAAGAUCUAACAUGGCGACGGAUUAUGUCGAAAACGCGACCAACGAAGCAAUGAGGCAUGAACGGCAUUCACCAAAAUUGCAACAUUCAUAUCAGCUGAAAAGAAAUGGAGAUUUGUUCUCGUUACAGACAACAUCGAAUCGACGACAUGAAUCAGUGAACAGGUCUAUUAAAAUAUCAACACAGUUUUUAGAACUGUACAAUAAGGAAUGGGCAGAUGGUUUCACUGCCCUUGUUCACGCAGACAAAGGAAACAAAACUGAACAACAAGCUUGUGACCUUCUCCUACGAGUAUUAACUACUAUAUAUUUGAUGUGCAAGGAAAAGGUUCAGAUCAAUCCAAAAUCGAAUACGUCGAUAUCCUCAAAGAAUAAGACUGAUGAAAUUGCUGCUACUUUGCAAGAUGAAAGGAGGAAGCAACCUACUUAUCUUAUGAAAGAAAUAACAAGGGAAGUCAUGCAUUCUUUUCAAGAAUCCCUACCGAAAGAAGAACGUUUACUUAUAACUCAAUUUAUCAUCAGAUGUGCAGGAGUAUGUUUUCUUAUGGUAAACCAAGAAUCGCAGUUCUGUAUAGAUACGAACAUAAAUCGUCAUGGAGAACUUGUCGAUGCAAACCGAUACAAAGCUUAUCGAGCACAGGGAAACUCUAUUGACUACAUAGUUUGGCCUGUCUUGUUUUUGGAAGAUAACGACACAAUUGUUAACAAAGGAAUUGUACAAGUAAUGAAGCAAGACAGCUGUAUGUAGAUUACAAGACGCUACGAAUUGACAUAUAUAAGUGUAACUCUAUUUUUUCAGGUAUAAUCAUUGUUACAGUAUAUAUGUUAGAUUUAUAACAGUUGUGUUAUCAUACAACCACCUAAAGACAGCAGUUAUGGGUCAUUGUACAACAGGAGUAUAAUGUUGCUACAUAUGUAUUCAUGUACAACAAACUAUCAUAUCAUCUAUCAAAACUGGUAUUAGAUGUGUGCAACUUGCUUAAUCGUGCCCUUAAGGACAUGCACUGCAUUCCCUGUAUAUGAGAUGGGCGAAUUCUUUCCCAAUAAUAUAAUUUCUUCGAACUUUGGAUAUUGAAAGACAAUCAUCUAAG